GUGAACCGAGAGGACAAGUGUCAAGUCAGACACUGCUUCUUCUACCGUCCGUGGAGCUUUAUUCCAGGAUUUCUAUCGAUGGAUAAUAAGGAGGCAACACGCACCUGCGGCCAGUGCCACAAAGAGGUUGCAGAGGCCAAUUUCUCUCUGCAUGAAACGCACUGCAGUCGCUUCUUAUGUCUCUGCCCUGACUGUGAUGAACCAGUUCCCAAAGAGCAACUGAACCAACACAGAGAGGAAGAGCACUCUCAGGUGAGAUGCUCCAAGUGUCACCAGAAGAUGCAGCGUUGUCAACUAAUGGAUCAUGAGUCUCAUGAGUGUGUGGAGCGUCUGCAGACCUGUCAGUUCUGUGAGCUGGAGAUGCCGUGGAAGGAGCUGGAUGGACAUUGUGUGGUCUGUGGGAGUCGCACCAAUCUCUGCAGGGACUGCAACCGCUACGUUAAACUGAGGGACCAGCCAGAGCACAGCUUGACCUGCUCGGCUACUGAUAACGGCUCGGGUCCUCCUCAAACUACCAGCAUUCCACCAAAUAAGAUUAAAUGUACAGGAUGUAUGGCCUCAUUUCCAGCUGAGGAUAUAGAGAAACAUAAGCAAGAGUGUGUGCCAGCACCCAGGUGGGACUACUAUAAGGAGGUUGAGCCAAAGGAGGAAGAGCUAAGCAGCACCUUUAAGGACAGACUUCACAGUGGUCCCUGGGAUGAUGGAGGAGAUCCCACCCAGAUCAGUACCUGCCCCCACUGUCAUCUGGCCCUGCCCCUCUUCGUACUACGUUGGCAUGAGGCAAAAUGCAAAAUCUACAUUUGCCUGAAAUAAAGAGAGAACUCCUCAGGAGGGAUAUGCUGCUUCAGAGGUCUCUGUUCAAAAGGUCAUUAGCAAAGGAUGAGUAUUUGGGUUGUUGAAAUGUAAUUUCAUUAUUGGCUUGUUAUAAGUUUUAGUUUAGUUUGUGUUUACAUGUCCUGCAUGAAGAGAAGAAUACACCUCAAAAGAAUUUGAGGUAUAUUGUACAUCUUGGUGAAAUGUAAUUUAUCAAAAGUUUUAACUGUUCGUUAACAGUGUUUUGACCAAGUGAUCAUAUUCCAUAUUACCUCUUUUACUCUUCAGUCUAGUAAAAUGGGUCAUAUGUUGAUCAGUUGGUUUCAAUAGCUGCACAGCAGUUACACCUGAGAGUUACUUGGCAUAGUUUUGUUGGCAACUAUCUCCUUUUCACAGGACACUUACUGCAGGUUCCAUUAAGUGAAGUAUGGAGAUACUUUAUUAAUUUGAUUAACCCGUGCAUUGAACAACACAGAUAAAAGAUAAUAAAUUCUUCCUCAGCUCAUUUUUUUUAAAUAAAAAAUGAGCUGAGGGUUUUGUAUAUGUACAUUUUUCAUCAGGGAGUCAGACAAAUUAAUAACAGUGGAACCAUACAACUCUCACAGUGAAGACCUUAGAAUAAACUGAAGAAAACAACUUGCAGCAGUUCACCAUACCAAAGAGAAACGUACUCACACAUAUUUUGAACUGAAUUUUAUAUCACUCCAUUUUUAAUAAUAGGUAGAAAUAAUAGGUAUAUGUAAACCUUUGUUGUUGCUGACUCUCAGAAGUUAUGUAUGAUAAUGGGCUCCCUGUGCUGUGCGCAGAUGACCUCAUCAAUGUAGAGAGAGCUGGCCUUACACUCAAUGUUUUCCUGCAGCUCCAGCUGGCAGCGAACAAGAGCCCUCUGCUGCUCUUCUGACUGGGCCACUGCCUCACGCAGCCUGAAAGCACAGAGAUAAAGAGACGCCACUUAAUGAGUUGCCCUAAAGGGUUAGAUCUCUAAAAAAUAUAUCAGCUGAUAUGGGAAAAACAGUAGUACAAAACAGAAACAAUAUUGUUUUUUGAAGAGUUGUGACAUCUAUGGAAUCUAUCCAAAUCAGAUAUUAAAAAGAUGGCAGGUAAUUUAAUAUGUAAUUUUAAACAAGUAAUACAUAUAUUUCAUGGGUUUUGUUUUUCUGCUCAUAUUGGCGUUGUACAUAGUCUGUUGCACUCACUCACUUAAAAUUGACCUUUUUUAUUGUCAUAAUGUUUGACAUCUUCCCAUUUGUUGUGUGUGUGUGUGUGUGUGUGUGUGUGUGUGUGUGUGUGUGUGUGUAUAUGUAUAUAUAUAUAUAUAUAUUCUAGAUUCCUUGGUUAAAGCUUAUGUGAAACAGAAACGACAUGAUUAAACAUUUUUUGAAGUGAA
Messenger RNA from Toxotes jaculatrix (banded archerfish), 2200 nucleotides. RefSeq names its product XIAP associated factor 1 (gene xaf1). The record is from RefSeq and is a predicted model, not a curated record. Lineage: Eukaryota; Metazoa; Chordata; Actinopteri; Toxotidae. The transcript is spliced from 7 exons. Gene Ontology annotation, molecular function: zinc ion binding. The coding region runs from base 79 to 813 and encodes 244 amino acids.